Molecule: messenger RNA, 225 nt
Organism: Adineta ricciae
Lineage: Eukaryota; Metazoa; Rotifera; Eurotatoria; Adinetida; Adinetidae
Source: the annotation of a GenBank genome assembly
AUGCAUCUACUACCAUUACAGAAUCAAAAUAACUCCAGAGCAUUAAUGCCCGGGUCGCGACGUGGCUUGGUUGCACCUCAAAAUACCUUCCUUGACUCAAUCGUCCGUAAAUGCAGUGGUGCCCAAAGAAAAAUAGUCACAGACGAUGAUAAGAAUAGAUUGGAAAGAAUGUUGGAACACACUCAAAUCAUUCGAUUAAUCUUACUUCUAAAUGAACCGCUUUAG